GUGUAGUUGCUCUUCCGGAUUAGUUUUGUGUUCAGUAAUUCUGUAGUUUUCACGUCCGCAUAAUGGGUUAUCUAUGAUGUAGAUGAUUAAUAUCUUUUCAGUUUAAUAUAAUCUAGAUUACUUUGUAUUGUAAUAGUACAGUUAAUACGAUUUAACGGUGUAAACGCAAAUGUAAGUCAGGCAUAAUGGCUGCUGUUGACAGUUUUUAUCUUCUGUAUCGGGAAAUUGGCCGCUCUUGUAAUUGUUACGUUGAAACACUGGCUUUGGUGGGUGCCGUUUACACUGUUAGUAAAAGCAUUGCGAUGGUGAGGGACUGUUACAUCCUGGCCAGGUUACACUUCAUACCAAGACUAAUCAGCAGGACUGAUUUUGUUACAUUGUACGGAAAAUGGGCUGUAAUCAGUGGUUCUGUAGAUGGCAUUGGCCAGGCCUAUGCUGAGGAGCUGGCAAGGCAAGGCGUCAACAUUAUCCUAGUCAGCCAGAACAGGUUUGAGCUGGAGAGCGCUGCCAAGGCUAUAGCGGAGGCUUACAGAGUCGAGACAGAUAUCAUUGAGGCUGACUUCAGCAAAGGGCGGGAGAUUUACAAGUUCAUUAAGGAGUCUCUGAAGGAUAAAGAGAUAGGAAUUUUAGUAAACAAUGUAAGAGUAUCCUGUGAAUCCCCACAGUACUUUACUGAAGUGCCUGAAGAGAAACUCUGGGACAUUAUCAACACAAACAUUGCAGCUGCAAGUAUAAUGGCACAUAUUGUACUGCCAGGGAUGGUAGAGAGGAAGAAAGGUGCUGUUGUAAACAUCUCUUCAGGGACCUGUUGUAAACCCACACCAAAGAUGACUGCUUAUUCUGCUACCAAGGCAUAUUUAGACCAUUUCAGCCGAUCAUUACACUACGAAUAUGCCUCAAAAGGAAUCUUUGUACAGAGUUUGCUCCCUUUUUCCAUAGCUUCUCAAAUGUCAACUUACACUGGCAGAAUGAGGAACAAUUCCUGGCUGGUUCCUGCCCCUCAGGUUUAUGCUCGUCAUGCAGUCUCUACCUUAGGAAUAUCCCACAGGACCACUGGAUACUGGCCACACUCUAUUCAGUUGUGGUUUGCCCAGUACAUGCCUGAAUGGAUGUGGGUAUGGGGAUCAAACAUGUUCAACAGUCCCUUAUCUCAAACAACAUGAUCCAGAAGUGGUUAUCAUUGCACACAGGGAUCACUGCCUGCUGUGCCCCUAUAUCAACCGAUGAAUUUGAAAACCAUUAGAAGAUGCUUAAAAUAAAUGUUACAAAUCAAGCAAAUAUAAAGUCAUGUAAAUUGGUAUUUUGUCCAGCAAUGUUGUAGGCUCAAUACGGUCUGUCUUGUUUUCAAAUAGCAGUAAAGCCUAUUGGUGUAAGUUUAAUGGUAUUUCAUUUUGUGUGGCAGUGAAAACAGUGUUAAUAAACUUCUUAAAACGAAAGCUUUAAAACCUGACAUUAGUAUCAACUCUCCUCUAUCAUUGUGCUGCAUAUUUGUUCUUCGAUGCGUGUGUGUAUUUCAUUUUGGAUAUGCAGAUUUCUGAAAUGCCAGUUUACUUUUAGUAAAAGUUUUUAGCUAGGAAACAUUUGUUUUUUGCUUCUUUUUUUGUUUAUGUUUAUGUAUUGACAACUGUACAGAAAGAAACUGGCUGUAGACAUUGUUUCUUAGAAAAUCUGCUUUAAUGUAUUGGGCUUAACAGAGCAGUGUCGCAAACUGCAUACAAAGAAGUAUUUCUGGGAAGCCAGAAGAUUCUUGUAGGUUAGAAUGGACAUUAUUAAUUCGAUAAGUAGUUAAGGUAUAUAUUUUUUUGUGGUAAUGAAUGUUAAAGGAGUACUCUAGAUGAAGCACAUAUUUGGAAUUAUCCCAAUUGCACACACAAUUGUUUCCAGCUGCUAACCAGAAGUGAAGUUGCAUGCAUUAGCCUGUGGAAAAUGAGUCCAUAUUAGGUUUGAUGCAAUGUGCAUUUUAUCAAUUCCCAUAUUCAGCCACAAAUGUAAUUGUGUUACUUAUAAUGACAUUAUUAUGGUAUAGUAUAUGGACUAGUAUUUGUAUACAGUACCUUAGAAAAUGUGACUAAUAUUAUGUAUAAGUAUGACCUAUCUUUAUCAUUUAUGUAAUUCUAUACAGUUAUGCUUUUGUGUCCCCCAGGUAAUCACAAAACAAUGUAAUAAUUUUAAUAAAGUAUACAAUGGUGA
Polyodon spathula (Mississippi paddlefish) is the source of this 2190-nucleotide messenger RNA. RefSeq names its product hydroxysteroid dehydrogenase like 1 (gene hsdl1). Lineage: Eukaryota; Metazoa; Chordata; Actinopteri; Acipenseriformes; Polyodontidae. The coding region runs from base 186 to 1163 and encodes 325 amino acids. The record is from RefSeq and is a predicted model, not a curated record. Gene Ontology annotation, molecular function: oxidoreductase activity. The transcript is spliced from 4 exons.